This is a messenger RNA of Drosophila willistoni, 4011 nucleotides long. It is a transcript of the gene nwk, whose product is annotated as protein nervous wreck. Gene Ontology annotation, biological process: regulation of actin filament polymerization; neuromuscular synaptic transmission. The transcript is spliced from 12 exons. Bases 227 to 3547 code for a protein of 1106 amino acids. Lineage: Eukaryota; Metazoa; Arthropoda; Insecta; Diptera; Drosophilidae. Gene Ontology annotation, molecular function: protein binding. The record is from RefSeq and is a predicted model, not a curated record. Gene Ontology annotation, cellular component: neuromuscular junction; recycling endosome.
AACAACAAAAAGAAGAAAAAAAGAACUGACAAAAAGCACAAGAAAAGAAGGAAGAUUUAACUCAACUGUAUCCCCACGGGCAAUGUCCAAGAAAAGUUUUUGUUUGUUUGUGGUAAUGUAAGGAAAAGCCCCCUUCCAUAAGAAAGCCAAGUUAAGAACGUUGAAAACGUAGAUUAUAGAAUUCAUUUGCUAGUGCACAGAGAACUUAUCCCUCAGAGCCAACAAAAUGCAGCCACCGCCACGUAAGGGUAACUAUGUAAAGUUCCUUAAGAAUUUGCAUACAGAGCAGGUGGCCAAGUUGCAGUUAAAGAAUCAACAUGAAUGCGAUCUGCUGGAAGAUAUACGUCAAUUUACCAUCAAGCGUUCGGCCAUUGAGAAAUCAUAUAGUGAGGCCUUACUCAAGAUAUCGUCGCAGUAUCUUAAUAAGAAGAUACCCAAUAUACCCGACAUUAAAAUGGAGGGCAUGGAGGAGCGCUGGAACAUGUGGAGCGUUUGGCGCACGGUUCUCGAGGAGAACGAAAAGCUGGCACGUGCCCGUUUGGCUGCCAUUGAGGUGUUCCAGCAGCAAAUUGCCGAUGAGGCCAAAGUUUUGAGAGACUAUAAAUUGGCCAUUGCGAAGCGUUCGCUAUCGGGCAUUGUUAAUGUCCAAAAGGAGCUGCAUCUGAGUGUCGGCGAUGUGGAUAAGACCAAGAAAUCAUAUUUCGAUGAGGAGCACUGUGCCCACGAUGUACGUGACAAAGCACGCGACAUUGAGGAGAAGUUGAAAAAGAAAAAGGGCUCAUUCUUUCAAUCGAUCACGUCGCUGCAGAAGAAUAGUGCACGGGUCACUUCGCGGAAGGAAUUGCUCGAGGAGAAAUCAUCGGGAGCCAGAAAUGAUUACAUUUUGAGCCUGGCGGCGGCCAAUGCUCAUCAAAAUCGUUAUUUCACUGUUGACCUACAGACAACAAUGACCACCAUGGAGAAUUAUGUGUUUGAGCGGGUUGCCGAAUAUCUUAUGCUAAUGGGACGCACAGAACUAUUGACCUGCUCGGCCACACAGAACAGUUUUGGCAAGAUCCGUGACCAGGCCCAGCAGUUGACACGGGAAUACAAUCUGCAGUGCUGCUAUCUAUUCUAUCCGGUGCUCAAGCAGCACAUUCAAUACGAUUUCGAGGCAUGCGACAAUGAUCCAGUGAGAAAGGUAACCACUGAACAUGAUUCGGCUGCCGAGACUCUCACCAAAGAGGCCAAAAAUUUGGCCGGACGUGUGGUUAAGGAGAAUGCCUCGAUAAGAGAGAACGCCAAGAAAUUGGCAUUGUGUCAGUCAUUGCGUGACUCUGGUCAGCGCAGCGAUCCCAAUGAUCCAAAUGGACCCGAUUUGGAUACAAAGAUCGAAGAGUUCCGCGAUCAAAUACGUCGCUCGGAAACAGAAAAAGCCAAGGCGGAGGCAUGUUUGCAGUGCCUACGUGAUGGUGGCAUUAAUGUGGACGAAUGGGUCCAGGAGGCUGAAAUUAUGGGUGUGCAGGAGUUGACACGUUCGGCCAGCUCCAUAUCGAUGCGCACGGAUGCUUCGGGUCAGGGCGAGAAUCCUAGUUCCGAUUCAUUCUAUGACAGUGACAAGGAGGAGACCGCUGUAGCGGCGGGAGCAGCAACAACAUCCCAGGCAAAGGCAAACAAGCAGGAGCAGCAAUUGUCACGGGAUCGGACAUUUAGCGACAGCGAUGACGAUACUGAGGAGAGGGCAACACCAGCAGCAUCUGGAGCUUCAGCAUCCGCAGCAGCUACUGCUGCUGCCAUGUCGAGUGCUGGAGGUGCAACUGGUGGCUGGGACGAUCCCACCGAGGUAAAUUGGGGGGCCGAAGACGAUGAUGACAAGGACGAACCGAUUGUACCCGAGCCCAAGGAGGCCAUCUUCAAGUGUACGGCACUUUAUAGCUAUACGGCUCAAAAUCCCGAUGAGCUGACCAUUGUGGAGAACGAACAAUUGGAGGUGGUCGGCGAGGGUGACGGCGAUGGAUGGCUACGGGCUCGCAACUAUCGCGGCGAAGAGGGCUAUGUGCCGCACAAUUAUCUGGAUAUUGAUCAGGAAGCGGCCGGCGUGGCCGCCUUUAAUGGUAGUUCAGGCAAUCAAUUGCGAUCACAAAUCUCAUUCUCAUCUGUCGAUUAUACUGUUGACACUGAAGAUCAAACGGUGGACUCGAUGCAAUCGCCCGAUCAGGUGUCUGUCAUAAUGGCACCGCAAAAGCGCAUUAAAUCGGAUGUGGAAUGGUGUAUAGCUCUCUAUGACUACGAUGCCACCGCCGAGGAUGAGCUGACUUUCGAGGAGGGUGACAAGAUCAAGAUUAUCACAAAGACGGCCCACGGUGUUGACGAUGGCUGGUGGGAGGGUGAAUUGGAUGGCAAAUUUGGUAAUUUCCCAUCUCUGGUCGUUGAGGAAUGCGAUGAAUUGGGUGAACCAUUGAGCGAAGGUGGCGAUGAGUCUCCACCGCCAACAGCACCGCCAUCGUUUGCCCUGCCCCCAGCUCCAGCUCUACCGCCAGAGUAUGCCCAUGAAUUGGAAUUGGAAUUGACGGAAGAUAUGUUUGGAUCGCAGGAUACGGCAGAUGAGGAUAGCGGUUAUAUUCCAAAUGGCGCUGCUGCUGCUCCGAGUAUGCCUCCGCCAGGGCAAACGCAAUCUCUAACAACUGCCAAGAAUGUACUCAUUCAAGAGCCUGGCAUGGAGGACGAUCUCAGUGAUGAUGGCAAGCCGCCCCCAUCGUUGCCACCACCCCAAUUGCCAAAGUCUGGAGCGACUGCGGCGGGAUCUGGUACAGGGGCAGGGGCAGGGGCUGCGGCAGCAGCAGCAGCUGGCAGCGCCAAAGUGAACUCAAACACAUUGAAUUUAGGUAUGGCACAAAUAAUAGUUACCGCUGCAACCCCAAUGGUUGAAGACGGUGCAGAUAAAUCUUUCCCACCAGUAGGAGAGAAGGAGGAACAGCAACAACCACAACCACAAGAAACCACAAAGGAUCAGCAAGCGGAUAAAAAGCCAGAGAUAGCGGCUAAACCGUUGACCAAGAAUACGGUCCCUAAAGAAGAGGAUCAACAAUCCUUUUCCGAGGGCACCGAUUCGGCAUCGGCCUCAGUUGAUAUACCAGUACUGCAGGAGGUCGAUGAUCCCUUCAAUGAGAAAUCGAAUGCGGGAGCAGCCGAUAGCAAGGGCACAUCAGCAUCAUCAGCUGUAGAUGGCGGAGGCAGUGGAGAUGGUUUCGAGGCUAAUUUUGAGGCGAAUUUCGAUGCAAAUUUUGAUGAUGCAUUUGCUAAUGCCGGCAGUGGAGGCGGAGGCGGCGGUGGAGGCGAACAAUCUAACGAUUUGGAUCUAAAUGGUCAAGUUCAUCAAGAGCAAGAGCAGGACUUAACACAAAAUGGACAGAAUCAGGAGCAUAUGGGAGAGGAUAUUGAGGCACCCAAACAGGUGGUCGGCGGUCGAGCUAGCAUACCAGAGGAAUUGGAUUCAAAUCAAUUGGCACACGACCAUGAGCAUGAUACAUACAACUACUAUAUAGACUAUAGCCACGGACAGUUAUAAAGCGGAACACCCGGAACACCAAUCCAAAUAAACCCAAAAUCAACACUCACCACUUAAACCACAACCUACAAUACCCAUUCAAACAUGCCGACACCCACCCAUCCACACACACACACACAUAUACACACACGUACACUCAAAGACACAUAUUCAAUUACACUUACAGAUCCACACAAUAUCUCUAGAUAUACAUAUAUAGUAAAUUGGUUUAUAUAUUCCUUGACUCAGACGGACAAAGCAAAUGGUAAACGAAAAUUUAUUAGCUUUAAUUGGUAACGAUAAAAAAAGAUGAACAUUAUGCAAAAACAGAAAACCUCAGUCGAUUUCCUUUUCGUUCAAAUACAACGAUUACACACACACACACACACACUCACAAUAGCUUAGGCACUAUAUAGUCUAUACCAACGAUUCUACACACACAUAAACAAUAAUUUUUUCUGAGACUGCAAAAACCACUUCAAUAA